UUGACGGAGUGUUGCGCACAACAAGCCGCCGCCGCCGCCGCCGCUGCCUCUCUCUCCGGAGGAAAAAUUUUGCCAUCGGACAUUUCUAUUUUCAACGAGUUUUACAGACAGUGCUCGUCAACUCGACCGUGUGUAGACACACGGGCUGCGUGCGGACUGCGAUGAAGCAUCGGGGAGUCGAGAGAGAGCGCAUCGUCAGAGAUCGAAGGUGAGGUGCGCCGUUUUUGCAGAUGCGCGUCGACGACGAUUCGUGUGAGUCACCACGGUUGACUCUUCGAGUGCGUCGCGCUUCAGACGACGCGCUCAAACGUGCUCUCGCGCGGGAUUCCCCAUGCUCUCGGCGAUGAAGAAGCAGUGUUUAAAAAAGCUGCUCGGUCAUCAGCGAGGCGGGCCCUCCUCGAAAACUCGUCGUCGACAGGGAUGAGAGGUCACUUAGGAACUUGCGAAGCGUCUCGCGCGAGACACGGUGUGCUCCGCCCGAUCAGAUUCAGCACCGUAGUCACGUGGGACAGCAGCUGGCCACCUACCACCGAUGACAAUGGAGAACAAACAAACGAUUCUGCUUGCACCGUCGCUGAGCAACAGCAGUUGCUGGCGAGGCGGCACGUCCGAGGCCGCUUGGACAGGUCCGGGUCCCGGCGAACUGAUACGAGCCACCUUGAUCCUGCUGCUCAGCGUCGGUAUCUUGGCCGCCAAUCUUCUCGUGAUAUGCGUUAUCAACAGCAGACGGUACAGCAAGUACAUACACGCUCAGCCUAGAUAUCUGCUGACGAGCUUGGCGAGUAACGACCUGGCGAUUGGGCUUCUGGUUACGCCUUUCGGUUUCUUGCCGGCUGUUUACGGAUGCUGGCCGUACGGCGAAGUUGUCUGUCAAAUUCAGGCACUUCUCCGGGGCGCUUUGACUCAACAGAGCGCCGUUAUUCUCGUCUGCAUGGCAGUCGACCGUUACGUUUGCAUGCUGCAUCCUCACCGCUACCACAAGCACUCUUCCAAAAGGUAUUACAUGCGGCAGGGUUGCGUGGCGGUGAUGUCGACCACGUGGAUCGCGAGCGUGGCGAUUUUCGGGGUCCUGGUUCUACCCAGAGGCGGUUACUACUUCAACGGGUCCGGCUUGCUCGCCUGCGAUCCUUUCUUCGCAAGGGCGUCUCUUAGAAUUCUGGCGUGUUGCUGUUUUUAUUUCCCAACGACGAUGGUGCUCAUGUAUUGCUACGGCUCGGCCUUUCACGUUAACAAACUGCGCUUGAAAGGGGUGGUUUGCGAUAACACGCCGGAGGUAGUCAGCAGCGGCCAUAUCGAGAGGCUCGUCGCUCACGAGAUACAAUUGUCGACCUCGGCCUCGCGCACAAUGGCCGCGAUGAGUUUUGGUUUCAUCGUCAUGGUCACGCCGUGGACGAUCCAGGAAGUCGUUGCAGCCUGCACCGGAAGCAAGCCGCCGCCGUUCCUCGACUUCCUGGCCACGUGGCUCGCGCUCUCCAACAGCUUCUGGAAUCCCUUCCUCUACUGGCUGUUCAACAAUCAUUUCCGCCGAAUCUCGAGGGAACUUCUUUACACUAAGAUUCUUUGCAGAUCUAAGCCACUGGGAGCGAAGCAGCACUGCUGCGCGACCAGCACCGGCGGUCUGGACGUGUGCAGCAUCGCCGGGAUGGACGUCGCACCGUCGCUCGGUUUAUCAGGUCUGGAGCGUUGCUCAAUGGAACGAUGCUCAAUGGCGCGUUGUUCCUCAUUAUCUCUGGCGAAUACGCCGCCGCCGCUCCCUUGGGAGACUGGACACGUGACACACAGUGAAGUCGCGCCCACGUGAGCCAGAGAUGCCGCCACGCAGACGGAUUUCGGAUCUCCAGACAACGCCAGUUAGUACAGCGUGGCGGCAAGCCGGCUUCAACUCUUCCGUGGACAACACCGUCGUCGUGAGGACGACGUCGCACCCUCGCUGGCACGAGGGAUGCGGCGGGAGGAGGAGGAGGAGAACAAUGAACGUGGUCGUGGGUUCGAGUACGCGCGCUUCAAGAGUCUGCCGGAUCUUAUUCGGAAUCUGGAAACGCGAUGAAAUCGCGUGCGUCCCCGCGCGUACAUAUAUAUAUAUAUAUGUAUAUACGUGCGAUCGCGGGUUUAUAUUUCCACCCCUGAAAUCUUCCGCGUCCUGAUCUCCCGCAGAGUGGGAUACGCGGGAGAGUAGCAUAUCUUGAUCGCGCGCGGAUUCCACCCGCUCGUAAACGCGCGUCGUACAACAUACCGCGAUUAGCUUCUUCCCGCGUGUCGCGCGACAGGAUCGAUUGCAGAAAUUAAUUACGGCGUCAACGCCGGGGGGGGAUACUAAUCGCGCCGUUUUCUCGACGAUGUACAGAGAGAGAGACGUUUAAUCACGGCGAGAAAAGGACCUCUUGCGAGUAUUAACGUCAUUCACGCGACUAUGCGUCCACGCUUCGUUUUCCACGAUUGAUUAUUAACGCGUGAGUGAGUCACCGUUGCACCAAGUGCGCUCGACCAUAAAAUUGCUUCUUCCUCGAACUUUAAACUUCUCGCGCUUUAUUACAUUAAAGCGCACUUUAAAGUAAAGAUACCGAAAAUUUAUACAAUACAGAUUUAUUCUCGCGGAAAUUCUUUGAUCUCUUUUGUUGUCUUGAAAGAUGCAAUUUGUUAAGAAAUUUAAUUGAGAACGAUGUAAAAUGUUUAGCGCGACACACUCACGCUGUAAGGAGAAAAUUGCGAUUGAAAAUUGCGUGACGAAAAAAAAAAAAAAUAAAAAAAAAUCUCAACGCGCGAUUUUGACGAUUGGUUGCUCAAUAAUAAGGAGCUCAUUGCGCCGUGAGGCGUAUAACUUGUUAUAUAUCCGUAAAAUAGUAGUGCACACGUAAUUCAUAUAGAAAACCCGACGGAGAGACACGCACAAGAAAUGGGGGGAAUCGUCCUUUUAAUAUCGCAGAAUUUUAUACCGCAACAAAUUGCCACAGAUAAAAGCGUUGCUUUCAUCAAUUAUCGCAAAAAUUUAUUCUAUUUAUUCUACAUAUUUUUCGGGCUUUCUUCGAAUUAUUAUUCGGCAGCAUUAAACAAAACGUAUUUGCCGAAAAUGUUAAACAAACGCAAUAUAAUCAUAUUGCAAAUUUAUUUGCAUAAAUGGUAGGCGGAGUAAUGCAACAUUUAAUCGCAACAAGAGCACGAAUUAUCAAUUAUUAUUAUUUCUUUCACAUUUGUUAAAAUAAUAACGAGCGUGUAUAUCUAGAGAUUUGCUUGUUUGUUUUUACGUCAGACUUGUGCAAGCGUAUAGAAUUGAAGAAAAAUUUUUCACCGCGUAAUUUAUAGAUAGAAAUAAAUUAUAUUAAGAAAAAAAUUACAUUGAACUGUGUUAUAUAUCGAAAGAUUCAUCGAACUAUAUCCGAGAAACGGCAAUGACAUUUCUGCUUUAAACGAGAGAAACACGGAAUCGAUGCUGUACAUGUUUGCGGCGUAAUGUUGUGUUGGUGGGGGAAUAGAAUCUUCUUGUAUACGGUAAGAAGAAAUUACCUUCCACCGACACGUAGGCUUUUCUGAGUUGAGAGAGAAGAUGCCGAGACGAUCGAAGAUGGAACUGCUAAUGAGGUCGACAACGCCGAGUCUCUCAUACGCAACACGUUUUUCAAAUCAAUUGAAAUAAAAUUCAACGUCGCGACUAUAAUUAAUAAAUGAGAUUCGCGCGAAAUAUAAUUACACUUUCGCAACGCGUAACGACACAAACACUCUUCUCUGAUUAUGAAAGGAUUUGCUUUUAAAAAAAAUUCUACUCUGUGCGGCUUUUGUCUUGUCAAAAAUUUUUCUUCGAAAAUUUAUAACCCGUUUGUUUCUCCUCUAAAUAUCUUCUCUCUUUCUCUCCCUCUCUCUCUCUCUCUCUUUCUUGAAGUUAAAUAAACGGAAUUUAAAUGCAAAUUACCAUUUAUGUUCAAAAACAAGUUUGUUUUGCGUUUCAAAAUGUUUAAGUUCUUCGAGAGAGUACUACGUGCUAGCUAGGUCUAUAUAAGUGGUAAGAAUUACAGUUUUCCGAAAGUUUUAAGCAUUAAGAAACCCAUUUGGCGACGAAUUUUAUGUAAAACUAAACGCUGCUGUAUGAGCAUUUGCGUGAAACUAUAAAAUUCACUGUAAUAUUUCAUUCGACGGUGUAUAUACAUAUAUUUAUUAUCCGUAUACCAGCUGAUAAAUCAUUAGUUGCGGCUUUCAAGGUUGUCGAUAACGAAGCGUACCUCAAGAUGGCAAUACAGAGCUCUCUGAAGCUUUUGCCACGAAAGUCUAAUAUCCAGCUUACGUUUGAAAUCUCAAGAGGCUGCUUAUCCGAAGUACCUCUUAUGUAUUUGCAUAUGUGAGGAAAAGUAUAAUCAGAAUAUAUAUAUAUAUAUACAUAUAUAUAUUCAACUGAUUAAUGUAUAUAUAUAUAUA
This is a messenger RNA of Pseudomyrmex gracilis, 4404 nucleotides long. RefSeq names its product trace amine-associated receptor 1. Gene Ontology annotation, molecular function: corazonin receptor activity. Gene Ontology annotation, biological process: neuropeptide signaling pathway. The record is from RefSeq and is a predicted model, not a curated record. Gene Ontology annotation, cellular component: membrane. The transcript has 11 exons. Lineage: Eukaryota; Metazoa; Arthropoda; Insecta; Hymenoptera; Formicidae. The coding region runs from base 533 to 1801 and encodes 422 amino acids.